Molecule: messenger RNA, 7385 nt
Organism: Cricetulus griseus (Chinese hamster)
Lineage: Eukaryota; Metazoa; Chordata; Mammalia; Rodentia; Cricetidae
Source: RefSeq, a predicted model, not a curated record
AACAGGAUAUGUAUUCCUCUGAGAAACACUGGACAGUAGAUUUUGCUUUAAUACUGGAUUGGGACAACACACAGAGACUUUUCCAGUCAUGAGAUAAAGCACUGGCAACUUUACUUCCCACCCUGCUGGUAACCAACAAAAAUGCCAAGAAUAGGGCCUGUGAGAUGAUGCCUCAGUUGGGGAAGGUGCUUGCUACCAAGCCUGAUGGUCCACGUUCAAUCCCAGGACUUUCAUGGUAGAAGAUACGGACCAGGAUGUAGCACUCAAACUUGCUCAGGAACGAGCUGAAAUAGUUGCUAAAUAUGACAGAGGACGAGAAGGUGCAGAAAUUGAGCCUUGGGAAGACGCUGAUUAUCUUGUUUACAAAGUCACUGAUAGAUUUGGCUUUUUACAUGAGGAAGAGCUCCCAUAUCACAAUGCAACUGCUGACCGGCAAAAGCAACUGGAAAUUGAAAGAACUACCAAAUGGCUGAAAAUGCUGAAAGGAUGGGAAAAAUACAAGAACACUGAGAAGUUUCAUAGACGAAUUUACAAAGGAAUUCCACUCCAGCUCCGAGGUGAAGUCUGGGCUCUUCUUCUUGAGAUCCCUAAAAUGAAAGAAGAAACAAGAGAUCUUUAUAGUAAAUUAAAACACAGAGCACGGGCUUGUUCACCUGAUAUCAGACAAAUAGACCUUGACGUGAACCGCACAUUUAGGAACCAUAUUAUGUUUAGAGACAGAUACGGUGUUAAGCAACAAUCCUUAUUCCAUGUUCUUGCGGCAUAUUCUGUCUAUAAUACGGAAGUCGGGUACUGUCAAGGGAUGAGCCAGAUAACAGCCCUACUCCUCAUGUACAUGAACGAGGAAGACGCCUUCUGGGCCUUGGUCAAACUCUUCUCAGGCCCCAAACAUGCUAUGCAUGGCUUUUUUGUCCAAGGUUUUCCUAAACUCUUGAGAUUUCAAGAACAUCAUGAAAAAAUUCUGAAUAAAUUUCUGUCCAAACUUAAGCAACACUUGGAUUCUCACGAAAUCUACACAAGUUUUUAUACAAUGAAAUGGUUUUUUCAGUGUUUUCUUGAUCGAACUCCCUUCACACUGACCCUCAGGAUAUGGGACAUCUAUAUCUUUGAAGGAGAACGAGUUCUUACAGCUAUGUCUUACACGAUCUUGAAAUUACACAGAAAACAUCUAAUGAAAUUGUCUAUGGAAGAACUUGUAGAAUUUCUUCAGGAGACUCUGGCCAAGGACUUUUUCUUCGAGGAUGAUUUUGUAAUAGAGCAACUUCAGGUUUCUAUGUCAGAACUAAAACGGGCAAAAUUAGAUCUCCCAGAACCUGGUAAGGAGGAUGAAUAUCCAAAGAAACCCUUGGGGCAGCUUCCUCCUGAGUCUAAUUCUGCUUGUAUUAAUCAGUUGAGUAAUGGACAAAGAAGUGUUGGCAGGCCCAGUCCCCAAAGCAACAGAAGAGAAAGUGGAUCACCUCACAAGAAACAUGAGCAUUCCCCUGCCCAUCACAGCAGAACUGGUACCCCAGAAAGAGUCAGGCAACCAAGACGGAAGUCAGGGGAUGAGGAUAGUAAAAAUCUGAAGCACGAGGCAGAUUUUCAGAGAAAACCUACAUCGGGUCCACAGGACAGUUCCAGGCACUACAACCAUGCAGCUGCUAACCAAAAUAGCAAUGCAAUUUCAAACAUCAGAAAGGAAUUUAUGCCCAAAUGGAAAAAACCGUCAGAUGCCUCAGCAUUUGAAAGAACUGCUAAAUAUGCCUUUGAAGGCAAAAGUCACUCAGUGUAUCCCACUCCUACAGUUGCCAUCCCAAGUUCUGCUGAGACCCGAAUGUCAAACUCAAGGCAAAAGAUGAAGGUUUUUGAUGGCAGUGAUGGGAAGCGGGGCUCUAAUGCUUCACAGUAUGACAAUGUGCCUGGAAGUGAAAAUGAAAACGGAGUGUCUGUGGAAGAGGCACCAGAGCGGACUCACCCUCACAGUCCAAGAAAGCAUGCUGAGCCAAGUUCCAGUCCAUCAAAAGUACCCAGCAAGUUCACUUUUAAAGGGCAGCCUCCCAGCCAUGUAAGAUACCCAUCCCAGUUAGAAGGAGAGGAUCACAGGGCUGCGUAUCCACCCUCCUACAGCAACCCCCCUGUUUACCAUGGAAAUUCUCCAAAACACCUCCCUGUUGCCCACAGUGGCUUUGUGUCCCCACAGAUCAGCCCUGGGACUCAAAUUAAUCUUUCCAGGAGACCAUAUGGUUCUUCUCUUUCAGUUGAUAUUUCUCCAGAGAAAUCUUAUAGCCGCCCAACUCCUGUUGUUCUGCCAUCUAGUCGAAUUGAAGUUCUUCCCAUUGACAUUGGUGCUGGGGGAUAUGCAGGCAGUUCAGGGUCACCAAAGAAUGGAAAGUUCAUCCUUCCUCCAGUGGAUUAUUUACCAGAGAGCAGAAAAUGGUCAGAAGUUAGUUAUUCAUACAGACCUGAGAUGCACGGACAAUCAUGGACUCGAGAUGCUAGCCGGAGCCACUUCAGCAAUUUACCAAAAUACGCAGCCUUUCAACACCUACCUUUUCAGGACCAUGGUCUUCCAGAAGUGUCUGUAGACAGUCCAGUGAGGUAUAAAACUUCACCAGCUGUGGAAGAUGCCAGUCCUCCUGGGUAUCAAUAUACAGGUCCCUCACCUCCAGCACAUCACUACAGAAACAGAGAGGGACUUUCUAUUCAAGAAUCAGUGUUGCUGUGAGAGUUUGGCUGUAUUCACUGCAGACAAAAGAAUAGAAACCAUACGAUAACCACAUUGCUAUGUUUAUAAUUGCCAAAGCAGUAUUUUAUACUAUUGUAAAACAACUCGUGCAGUUCCAGUGUGUGUCCGUAAAAGAAUGUGUGGAAAUGCUUCAUCCCCAUGUAGAUGCUGCUAAAGAUGAGUGUUCCAGUUGCAUCGUCGCCGAAACUUGAGUAGGAGAAUAACCUGGAGACCUAGCAAUAGCAUUUAGGGAUGCACACACAGUGAGGUUCUUUAUGUUGUUUCAUUUGUAUCUUUCCUUCAGACUUGGAUGUUUUCACUCUGAGAUACAUUCUGUUCUGGCUUCUGUUAGAAAGCACCAAGACACCAUAGAGACAGAUGUUCUGAAGGCUGUCCCUCAUUUUUUAAUAGACAUGACAAGCACCCGUGCAUACAGAUUUUGAUCACAGAAUUUAGAAAUGCUUUUGAAAACUACCUUUAAUCUAGAUCAUGAAAUAACUAUGUUUUCCCCACCUUAUCUUUCUGCCCUCUCUGCCCUUGUUAUACUUUAGGGUUCUAAACUGAAAGUGACUUAAAAAAUUUGUCCUGACUUUAUGAAUCCUACAUCUCACAGAAUGUCAUUCUCCUUCAGUUACUGCUAUUUUAUUUCUACCUUAAAAUUAAAGACACUGGGGAGAAAGGCUAACCACUUAAUGGUGCUUAAAAUAUGGAUCAGUUAGCUUGAGUGUGUGGCUGUGACACUGUACUUACUGUGUCCUCUUAACCUUCAGCUGUCUCAGUGCCCUGUUCCCUUGGCUCUGGUCUGGCCCUUGCACCAGGUGCAAGGGACUGGCCAUAGAAGGAGUCGGAAGUCACAGACCUUGUAGUACUCUGGGCAGUGGAAGGUUGCUUUUCAAGUUCAUUUUAAAGCAGCAUUAACCAUAAUGCUACUCCGCUCUCAGCUUCAGUUUCACAGGGCCCCAGGGGAACCAUUCCCAUGGCCUUUUUCUGGCACUCAGCCUUUACUGAGUAUUGUGGAUGGAUAUUGAUUGCUAUACUUACUGGGCCAUUACAUUAUCCUCGUCAAAAUUGUGAAAAAUACCCUAAUUAUUAAUAAGCAUCUAGAAUUUUGAUCUUUAUAAAAAAUACAUAAUGUUUCAUAGUUUUUGAGAAAUUUUUCAAUGAAAAAAUAAUUGAGGUUCAUGGUUAAAAAAAAUUAAAAUAUGCUAUCAUACACUACUGUUACCAAGACACUAAUGAAAUGCUGGGUUCUCCAAGAGAGGGUGCCUCUGUCUAUGUGGAUGCCCAUCGCAUCGUUAUCUUCUUGUAUCUGAAUAUCAGAAAGUAGAAAGUCCAACAGUGAUGGUCCCCCUCCUGCACGUUGGGGAUUUAAGCAUUUAAGGUACAAGAAUAUAUCUUAAGAUUAAAGUAACAUUUGUUUAGUUAGCGAACGUGACAAUAUUUUUUAUGUAUAUAAUGAUUCUAAUGUAAUUUAAUCAACGUGGUAAUGAUGUUAUUAAGUGUGGAAACAAAUGCAGUAUAUUAAAGGUGAACACCACACUGAAACGCCAACUCCUGAAAACAUAACCAGGCUCUUGAUUUAGAUCAUGUUGAAGGUGAGAAAUAAAUGUAUGUAGAAAUGUAGUUGAGGAUAUUAAUUACAGUUCUUAAAGUAUGACUCUGUGACUUAUAAGGACCAAGCUGUACAAUUUAGUUUGUGAUGGCAGUAUCUGUGCCUCUCCAGAAAGUAUAUAUCAUAGUGGUAUAAAUAAUGUAGAUUAUAUAUAUAUAUAUGCAAUAUAUAUAUACACACACUAUUUUCUUAUGUCAUUUAUGGCAUUUUUAUCUGUAUACUUUUUGAUGUGAUUGUUUUUAACAUGCUAAAAGUAACACACAUAUUUUGUUCUGUGUCUUCUAUGUGCAGUUUUCACGUGGCAGGGGCUUUGUCCUGGUGCUUACAGGGACAAGCAGAUGUCUUCUGUUGCGUUUCACAUUUGCUGCAGUUCUCUGCUCUCUGCGCCAGUGAGACCAAUGUUUAGAACCACAGCACCUCUCCUUGGUUUAAGUAUUACUAAUGGCAAUAAGAUCUUCCCCACUAGAAAAUGUGUCUCUGUUGUCUUUUAAGUAGGAAAUUUUAAUUUAAAAUUAUUUUGCCAUUAUAAAUUUUAUUUUAAAUUUAUUUCUAAAUAAAAGAAAUGAUAAGAGAAAUAAUAUUGGCAAAGUGAUUCAAAAUGUAUGUAUAGAAUACACUUGCUGAGGACAUUCCAGGCAGAGCAGCCACUUCUGUAACUGUGUGCCAGUAAGGUAUGUGCCACGGUGAAGUCUUCCUUCAUGUUUUCCUUGCCCAGCAAGAUGAGCGAGCAUUGGUUCCCCAAGAAUGAGUUCUGCUGAUCUUUAGACUUAACUAGUGAGCUUCAGGUUUUGCUUUUACUUCUGUUUUUUUCCUGCUCCUCUCACCCCAGACCACUUAAUUCCUAUCUUGGAUAGAACCCAGGUAUCAGAUAACUGUAUUUCCCUGUGUCUUAAUGCCUUUAUCUUGAAACUCUCUUUAAGAAAAAUGUCCACCAACCAUGUUGUCUUAUGUUCCCAUUGUGGGAUAUUAUGGUUCGUUGUUAUUUUUGUCUUUGAAGACGGUCUUGCUAUGCAUUCUGCUUGACCUGAAACUUCUUUGUAUACCAGGCUAACCCUGAAAUGGAGGUCGUCUUCCUGCAUUAGCCUCCAAAGUGAUGAGGUCACAGGCCAUGUGCCUCCAUCUUAUUCAGCACAGGGCUUUGGCUGUGUGGGUGUUGUUGGAGUGGUGGGGAUUGAAUACGUGGUCUCAAAUGCAAACCCUGCUGGUGAACCUGCUUUGAAAUGCUGUGAGGUCAGGAGUUUCAGUUUAAAAAGUGAUGCUAGGAAAAAGUCCCCUGGCAACAACAGCAUUAUCCGUAGUCUGUGAAUUUUGUGAACUUUUCUAGUCACAGCUGAAUAGCUUCAAGGAAAGAGGUGGGACCCUCUCCCUUCCUUCCUGACUGCUUACCCCACUCCUUCACAGUAGAGCCUGAAGACUGCCAUUUUCCUUCAGGGUCCUACUUUUCAAAGCCUCUGCUAUUUAAAGAUCUAAGCCACGAGAAAACCCUGCUCUAGCUUCAUUUGACCAGUCAACACUGGAGCAGUUAGAACUCAGGGACUGUGUUUUCAAACUUGAGAACAUGAAAGGAUUCUUUUCAGUGCACACAUUAUCCUGAAUACUUGCCACCUUUACAGUCUUACUAAAUCUUCUAAUGUGUGAGCAUGCAUUGUCUGUCUGUUUUCAGCUGUAAUUUCAGUGUUUUCUGGGUUUGAUGUGGUGUUUUUUGUUUUUUUUUUUUUUUCUAGAACUUCUUUUCUAGAACUGUUGCUGUUUUAUUCUGUGUCAUCGAGUUAUUUUCUUCAGACCCUGUUCCCUGAAACCUGCUCUACCACUGAAGGAGAGGAAGGGUCAGGGCUAGGGUGUUGGGGGAGUUGGAGAUUUGGGGCCCUCAUCCCAUCAAAAGAAUUAUUGAGUCCAUUUCAGUUUAGUGACAGCAACUUGUGUUGUGACAUGUGGGAUUUGAGGAUGGGGGUUGAUAUUUGCCAUCAUCUGGUAGACAUGAGGUUAUUCCAGAGAGAAUUGGAACUUUGCCAGCAUGAGAGAACAAAAGUCACCAGAGAGUGCAUGCCCUGGAGAAGAUGGUAGAGCAAAGCAGUCACCCACUUAGCAGAGUUACCUGUAAGAAAUGGCCACAGUGUUCUGUGCAUCUGUCAGUCGGGCUGUGUGGGCUGGAGGCUGUUAGAUCUGCAUGGUAGGCUGAGUUUCCUCUUCAGUGGUUGUGUGACAUUGGGAAAGUCCCAUUCCCUUUCCUGUCCUCACUGUCUUCAGCUGUACCAUAUGGAUAUUUGAGAGGUAUGGGUGGAAGAGAAAAGAGCCAUGAUUUGAUUAUUUGUGUGUGACUGGAGUUAAUAGUGAUAGUGGUUUGAGUUUCCUGUCUGUGCCAGCUGCUAUGCUAAGUCCUGGUAGAAACUGUGAUGGUGCAGUCAGUCCCUUUAUGGGGCUUCCAUUCUAACCUACUUCUUCACCCAUAAACUGAAAGGGUUUUGUUUUCCUAUUUCCUAGCAUUGAGUCGAUUGGUCUAAAGUGCUUGGUGCAGUGUCACAAACGAAUACCAUGUUGUUAUCUGUGAUUACAUGCCAACAUACCACUAAACUUUAGUGGUCAGGAGGGAUUUGACCUUGCUUCCAUGGGGUUGAGAAUCUAGUGAGAACCCCAGAGGUAAAGGCUGUCAACUUGCAUGUGCUAUAAGAGGAAAAACAUGGUUGACACUUGAGAUGGUGUCAGCCUCUCACCAAUGGUGGUGGUAUAAAAUGCAUCAGAUAUGUAUGCCCUUUGAUGCUGGGCUGAAAAGUCUGUUUGAAUUUGACCAGGAGGAGUGCUUGCUGGCCUGCUGUCUUCCUAGAGCCACCAUCAGAUCACAGCAUUGGCAAGCACAAACAGGAGGUGGCAAGCCUCUUAAAAGGUUUGGAUGAGAUGGGAUGGACAGUUACUGAAAUGAAGGAUGAGGUAAGCCAGGAACAGAGGAGGAAUGUGGUGGAAGACAAUGGAGAGAUUGCCUGCAGCAUGCUCAAGGAUCUUUCUCUAUGGGUUGCCCCUUGCUUCUGGUCCAGUUCCUUCUUGUACUCAGAAGUAUUAAACACUGAUAAUUAA